AUGAAUCCUCAAAUAGCAAAUAGUAUCGAUUCGCUUCAACUCCCAAAACCCUUCUUCUUCACUCAAUUCCCUCAUUCUUCUCUUCCUCAACGCAUUUUCAGUACCAGAUUUCCACGCAACAAUCCUCGCAACUGCAAUCUCAGAAUCACCGCUUCCAAUUCUCUUUCAGUUCCAGAAACAUCCUCCUCCAACGAAGAAGACGCCGAGUCUGCUCAGCUAUUCGAGAAAUUGAAGGAAUCGGAAAGGAAACGGGUGAGUGAGUUGGAAGAAUUUGAGAGAAAGGCUGAUGUUCAGUUAGAUAGGCAGCUUGUUUUGGCUUCUUCAUGGAACAGAGCUUUGUUGAAGUUUCGUGGAAAAUUGAAGGGAACGGAAUGGGAUCCCGAGGAUUCGCACCGGAUUGAUUUUAGUGAUUUUUUGAAACUGCUUGAUACAAAUAAUGUUCAGUUUAUAGAGUACUCUGAUUAUGGACAAAACUUAUCAGUUAUUUUACCACAUUAUAAAAAUGGGAAAACAUCGGGCACUGAAGGGAAUCCUAAGGAUAUUGUUUUCCGGCGUCACAUGGUUGACCGAAUGCCAAUUGAUUGUUGGAAUGAUGUUUGGGGAAAGCUGCAUCAGCAAGUUGUAAAUGUUGAUGUCAUUAAUGUAGAUGCUUUACCCACUGAAGUAUACUCAACGAUGGCAACUGCAGUCGUAUGGUCUAUGCGUCUUGCACUGGCUGUUGGAUUUUAUGUUUGGCUUGAUAGUAAGAUGAGGCCGAUAUAUUCAAAGUUGAUACCUUGUGAUCUGGGAACUCCUCCUACCCCACUAACUAAGUUGCCGGCCUUAAGAAGACAUGCACUUGGUUCUAUAGGCAAGAGUCGGGCUAAAUUUAUAUCUGCAGAAGAAAGAACUGGUGUUACAUUUGAUGAUUUUGCUGGCCAGGAAUAUAUAAAGAGGGAACUACAAGAGAUUGUCCGAAUUUUAAGGAAUGACGAGGAGUUUCAAAACAGAGGAAUUUAUUGCCCAAAAGGUGUACUUCUUCAUGGACCUCCUGGAACUGGUAAAACUUUACUGGCUAAAGCUAUCGCAGGUGAAGCAGGGUUGCCUUUUUUUGCUGCUAGUGGCACAGAUUUUGUUGAGAUGUUUGUAGGGGUUGCUGCAUCCCGUGUUAGAGAUCUUUUUGCAAAUGCAAGAUCAUUUGCGCCUUCUAUAAUCUUUAUUGAUGAGAUUGAUGCUAUUGGUAGCAAGCGUGGAGGACCUGAUAUUGGUGGGGGAGGUGCUGAAAGGGAACAAGGAUUACUUCAGAUACUGACUGAGAUGGACGGAUUCAAAGUUUCCACAGCACAAGUACUUGUGAUAGGUGCUACAAAUAGAUUGGAUAUUAUGGAUCCUGCUCUUUUGAGGAAGGGUCGUUUCGACAAGAUCAUUAGAGUUGGUUUGCCUUUAAGAGACGGAAGAUUUUCCAUUUUGAAGGUGCAUGCUAGGAAUAAGUCUUUUCGCUCAGAAGAAGAAAAAGAUACUCUGCUUAACGAAAUUGCAGAGUUAACAGAAGAUUUUACUGGGGCAGAGCUGCAAAAUAUACUGAAUGAAGCUGGAAUUUUAACUGCCAGGAAGGAUCUGGAUUAUAUUGGGCGUGAUGAGUUGCUUGAGGCAUUAAAAAGGCAAAAAGGAACAUUUGAAACAGGGCAAGAGGACACUACAGAAAUUCCUGAAGAACUGAGACUGAGAUUAGCAUAUAGAGAAGCAGCUGUUGCUGUUCUUGCAUGUUAUUUUCCUGAGCCACUCCGCCCUUUUAUUGAGACUGAUAUAACUUCUAUUGGCAGCCAGUCAAAUAUGUGUUAUAAUGAAGUUUCUGGAAAGGUUUUUUCUAGGAAAUCAGAUUACAUAAACUCUAUAGUGCGUUCUUGUGCUCCAAGAGUAAUUGAGGAGGAGAUGUUCGGGAUAGACAACUUGUGUUGGAUGUCUGCAAAUGCAACAUCAAAAGCUUCAAAGCUUGCAGAAAUUUUGAUUCUGCAGACUGGUAUGACUGCAUUUGGGAAAGCAUAUUACAGAAACAAAGGCGAUCUUGUGUCUAAUCUUGUAACGAAGCUUGAGGCACUCCGAGAUGAGUAUAUGCGUUAUGGUACAGAGAAGUGUUCAUCCGUGCUAAGAGAAUACCAUUCAGCGGUUGAGACAAUCACAGAGAUUUUGCUUGAAAAGGGGAAGAUCAAAGCUGAGGAGAUUUGGCACAUUUAUAAGAGUGCUCCUCGUGUAGCUCAGCCUUCUGUGAGUCCACUUGAUGAAUAUGGAGCACUGAUUUAUGCUGGACGAUGGGGAAUCCAUGGGAUCAGUCUUCCUGGGAGGGUUACAUUUGCACCGGGCAAUGCUGGAUUUUCGACCUUUGGUGCACCACGCCCUGCAGAGACGCAAAUUGUUAAUGAUGAAACAUGGAAGCUAGUAGAUGAUGUCUGGGAUAAAAAGGUUCAGGAUAUUAGAGAUGAAGCUUUAAGGGAGAUUGAAGAAAAGAAAGAAAAGCCACAACUUUUGAUGGCAAGUCAUUUCCUCUGA
Molecule: messenger RNA, 2526 nt
Organism: Lathyrus sativus (Indian pea)
Lineage: Eukaryota; Viridiplantae; Streptophyta; Magnoliopsida; Fabales; Fabaceae
Source: the annotation of a GenBank genome assembly